GGCCGUCGCAUCGGCCGCGCGUAUAGACCUGCGUACGCGCACCACGCGAUAACAAAACACGAUAGCGCACCGCCCGCCGCGCAUCGCCUAGCACGAAAACUGCAUCGGCACGAUAGUAGUGACGAACGCGACAAACAAUAACAAAAAAUUGUUUUGAGUUGGUCUAGAAAUAUAACAACAAAGAAAAUGGUAAUGCAUCGACGAUAAUUCAAUAUUAAACGUCAUGUGCAAAAACAAUAAAAUGGGCAGCGGAAGGUUUGGUUUUAGUAUUAAGAAGGACAAAGGGAAUGUGGAAAGUGCUAAAACUGAGUUCAGUAUUAAGGAAAAAUGUCGCAAAAUUCAGAAGAAAUUGAAGAAGACUGAAAAACAGAAGACUGAAGCUAACGACAAGGAGAAAACGAUUUGGUGGAAUCAAUGCAAUAGCUUGAGCGAAAUUGAUCAGUACCUAUGGAUGGUCGGAGGUUCCGCGGGUGCAUUGGCGCUGACUGGUGUCGCCGCGGCAUCUGCCUUCUACCUCAGCACCAGGCCCAAGCCCGAGAAGCCACUGGUCACACUCCAUGAGCAGAGUCUUCUUGAAGCGGGGCCUGAGAUGGUUCGCGUGUCCAAAUUUUAUAAAGACGCUAAAAAUGGCAAAUAUCUUCGGUAUCUUCACGAGGACACUCGAACACUUUACGAAACUUUCCGCAGAGGAGUCAGAGAAUCUAAUAAUGGCAACUGUCUCGGGUGGCGCGAGGGACCAAACAAGCCCUACGUAUGGCAGAACUACAACGAGACACUGCUCCGAGCUAAAAACUUCGGUUCCGGACUUAUAUGCCAAGGCCUUGUACCUGGUCAAAACACUUUCGUGGGUAUUUAUUCACAAAAUUGUCCCGAAUGGAUAAUGACAGAACAAGCCGCCUACUGUUAUUCAAUGGUCAUUGUACCAUUGUACGACACAUUAGGAGCCAAUGCAUGUGCCUUCAUUGUUAAUCAAACUGAAAUGUCAGUGGUUGUAUGUGAAGAUGACAAGAAAGCAAACCUGUUGCUCGAUCAAUCUCCACGAUGUUUGAGGAAGUUGAUCACGAUCAAGGAAGUGUCCCCGUCGACGCAUCAAAGGGCCAAAAGUCGCGGCGUCGAAAUACUCAAGUUCACCGACGUAGAAAUUCAAGGAGCACAAAAGGAUCAUCCUUGUGUUCCUCCAAGACCAGAAAGCAUUUGCACGAUCUGCUACACCUCAGGCACGACUGGAAUGCCAAAAGGCGUGAUGCUGACGCACGAGAAUGUGGUAGCCUCUAUGUGCAGCGUUACUAUGCAGUUGGGUGAACAUCGGCCUACAAAGAAUGACGUCAUGAUUUCCUUUCUACCACUAGCCCACAUGCUUGAGCGGUGUUGUGAGAAUGCUCUCUACAUGGUAGGCGGAGCAGUUGGUUUCUACAGUGGAGAUAUCAGAAGACUAGCUGAUGAUCUGACGGCUUUGAAACCAACGAUGAUGCCAGCGGUGCCGCGUCUUUUAAAUAGACUCUAUGACAAGGCUCAGUCCGAAAUUUCCAGUUCGAAGAUAAAGAGACUGCUCUUCAAUAUGGCACUUUCCGCCAAGGAAUCAGAAUUGAAGAGAGGAAUUGUUCGCGGAGACUCAAUAUGGGACAAGCUAGUGUUCCGAAAGGUUCGCGAGGGUAUGGGCGGUAGAUUGCGCAUCAUGGUCGUCGGAUCUGCACCACUUGCUGGAAACGUUCUUACCUUUGCUCGCUGCGCUCUUGGAUGUCUGAUCGUGGAAGGUUACGGGCAGACAGAGUGCACUGCACCGGUGACUCUAACGGUUCAGGGCGAUCACGUCCCUGAACACGUCGGGCCUCCCGUCGCUUGUUGUAAAGUGAAGCUUGUGGACGUGCCCGAAAUGGAAUACUACGCGGCGCAGGGUCACGGCGAGGUAUGCGUGCAGGGGGCCAAUGUCUUCAAGGGCUACUUCAAGGAGCCUGAGAAGACCAAGGAAGUCAUAGACCAGGACGGCUGGCACCAUACCGGAGAUAUUGGCAAAUGGCUACCGAAUGGCACCCUAAAAAUUAUUGACAGAAGAAAACACAUCUUUAAACUGUCGCAAGGUGAAUACAUAGUUCCUGAAAAAAUAGAAAACAUUUACAUAAGGAGUCAGUAUGUUGAGCAAGUCUUCGUGCACGGCCAAUCACUGAAGUCGUGUGUGGUAGCAGUAGUGGUGCCAGACGUGGACGUCGUGAAGUGCUGGGCGCUGGAGAACGGCAUCAAGGGGACCUUCUCGCAGCUUUGCGAGAAUGAACAAGUCAAGAAGGUCAUCUUGGACGACAUGUUGCAGUGGGGCAAACAAGCUGGACUUAAGACUUUUGAACAGGUGAAGGAUAUUUACCUACAUCCGGAUCCGUUCUCUGUUCAGAACGGCCUACUGACGCCGACAAUGAAGGCAAAGCGGCCCGAGAUACGAAACUACUUCAAACCCCAGAUAGAGGACAUGUACAAACAUCUCGAAUAACGUUAAAAUAAAUGGCUUUAAAAUAAAUAGCUAUAGGGAAAUUUUGUAUGACAUACAACAGCAAUUGUAGAUCAAACACAGCUUGAUAAUUAUUGACACAAACUGGAACGUUAUAACAAAUAUAAAUAAAGUUUAUAUCAAGCUAUCCUGUACAUUUUGUCAGAGCGGUUCAGUUGAAUUUAGGAUUGUGCUGUGUGACUUCACCAUUUUUUUAUAAAUUACAACCUGCAGAAGUUUUUGACAUCUCGCUCGGACGUGUUUCGAAAAUUGUGGAACCUCGUGAAACAGUGAAACCAUACGUGUAUACGCCACGCUUUAUUUGAGCGACGUCUCAACUUAAUUUCUACGGGUCUUACCUAUUACAGUUAAAUGUGUCAUAUCAUUUAGUCACUUUUCACUUCACUAAUGCAAUAUUUACAUGUACAGAAUAAAAUUAACUUGAUAUAAUAUUCAAACCGCUUUUAGUCGCAGUAAAUAGCGUAGUAUAAUAAGACAAAUUUGUAUGUGUGUGUGCCCGCCGCGUGCCGUGUACGGAUGCACACAUUUGCAUAAUUUCGCUGGAAAGCACUGGUCGUCACAAGCGCCUUUCAUUAUUAUGUGAAUGUGUACGUCCGUACACGGCGCGAUGGGCGUGCACACAUACAAGCCGCGCUGCUGUUUUGUAUGGAGUUACCAUACUUGUCUUAAUAUACUAUUGUAAUAGUAACCUUAUAAUUUUCAAUUUUAAAAAUGUAUAAUAUUAUAGUGAAGCUUAGAAAUAAAUGAAUAACUUUCACACAAGUGUGAUAAAAAACGACGUUUCUUGUACAGUCAAUUAAUUUUGGAAUUCGCACUUUGGCACUCAUUGCAAAAAGUCUUUAGGUACUUAAUUAAACAUCAACUCGUCGCAAUCGUAAUGUCCAUGAUGGGUGAAGAUUUUAAGAUCAAUAAAUACAAUUUAGGUCAUUUAAGCAAUUUUCAAGUAGGAUCAAAAAGUUAGAGUAGAAGUCGAGGCGGUCCUAGCAAAAUAAAUUUUAAUUAAUUCAGCACCAGAGUCUCACGUUGUGAAUUUAUAAUUUGAUAUUGGUCGAUUUAUUGCACACUCGACUUAGCAAAUGUUAACUUUCGAUAAAAAUCGAUACGUUGUUACUGGUGGAGUAAGGCAGAUAUUCACAGAGGAUUGGUCGAUAAUAAGAGGAUUUAACAGAUUUUUGUUCAUUGCGUCCAUGUUUUCAUUGCAUAAUACGCCUUCAUCUGAACAGGGAAAUUGCUGCUUCCUACAUAAUAUAUAGCAUUGACACACCUUAGGACCUUUACACACAGCUCUGACAAACUUAGUUUAUGAACUACAUAACUAUAGAAUUAGAACACAUACUAUUUGUGGCUAAGUUAAAAUAAUUAGUAAAUACUCAUAAAAGUGUACGCCGUGCCUUUUACAUAGGUACAUAAAAUGUUUCAAGAGGAAAAUAGAAUUAUGCAUGGAAUACGUGUACCUACAGUAAGUGAAUUUCAGUUGUCGUAACUUUGUAUAAAUGUUUAUGAAAAUUAAAGUGACCAGUAGGGAUAACAUGGUAGGGCGCGACUUGCUCGAGA
Molecule: messenger RNA, 4051 nt
Organism: Hyposmocoma kahamanoa
Lineage: Eukaryota; Metazoa; Arthropoda; Insecta; Lepidoptera; Cosmopterigidae
Product: long-chain-fatty-acid--CoA ligase 5
Exons: 15
Coding region: 224-2479 (751 amino acids)
Biological process (GO): long-chain fatty acid metabolic process
Cellular component (GO): membrane; endoplasmic reticulum
Molecular function (GO): long-chain fatty acid-CoA ligase activity
Source: RefSeq, a predicted model, not a curated record